UUUCCUACCAGUCUGUAAUGCGGACGGACCAGGAACUGUGCGUUGCUUUGCGAUACCUACAGGAUUUCAGUCAGCUCAUAUUCAGUGCAGUGUUCGUUAUGCGCUUAUGUUAUAGUUUGUUCUAAUAUUUAUAUUCUACCGGGGUCUUUAGAGUGUCAAACGGAUUUAAAGCCUAGUUCCCAUGAAUCCCGUGUAUCCGGCUACCAAUAAGUAAAUCACCUUCUGGGUUUAAUAUCCUGCAGAUUGUGGUUUUUGCCUCGAUCCCGAGCAAACAUGACUUCACUGGGCAGUAGUAGUUCCUCCUCGAUGGAGUACAUUGUCAGGGUCCCUAAAAACACCAAUAAGAGAUACAACAUCAUGGCUUUUAAUGCUGGAGACAAAGUGAACUGCUCCACCUGGGCCCAGGCCCGGAUGGAGCGGGACAUGAGCAACAGGCGGAUGUACGGCGAGGAGGAAGUGGUGGAGGGCGCGGCUGGCAGCGAGUUCGGCAAGAAGCAGCGGGAGGAAGCCCGGCGCAAGAAGUUUGGCAUCGUCACCCGGGAAUUUCGGGUGGAGGACCAGCCCUGGAUCCUAAAGGUCAACGGCAAGGCGGGGAGGAGGUUCAAGGGACAGAAGAAGGGCGGUGUGACAGAGAACGCCUCCUACUACAUCUUCACACAGUGUCCCGACGGAGCCUUCGAGGCUUUCCCCGUGAGCGCCUGGUACAACUUCACCCCACUGGCCAAGCACCGCACCCUCACCGCAGAGGAGGCCGAGGAGGAGUGGGGCAGGAGAAACAAGGUGGUCAAUCACUUCAGCAUCAUGCUGCAGAGGCGGCUGCGUGAGCAGGAGCGUGGCGAGGAUGACGAGGAGGAAGGAGAAAAGGCUGGCAAGAAAAAGAAGAAGAAGGGGGACAAAGGGGGAGACCUGCGGAUCCAUGACCUGGAGGACGAUCUGGAGAUGAGCAGUGACGACAGUGAUAGCAGCGUGGGAGAGGACGGGGAGAGUAAGCCAAAGCCCAAGAAGGAGGCAGCUAAGACGGGAAAGGGGGGGAAGAAGAAGAAGAAGAAAAAGGGAAGCGACAGCGAGGCCAUGGAGGACAGCGACGACGGCGACUUUGAGGGUCUCGAGGUGGACUACAUGUCAGACGACAGCAGCUCCGAGGACGACGAGCAGGAGAAGGUGAAACCCAACAAAGGGGAGGAUGUCCCUAAAGGGAUCGACGAGGCCUCCGAGAGUGAGGAGGAGAGUGAGGAGGAGAAGCAGAACGAGGAAGAGGCGAAGGAGGAGGAGGAGGAGGAGGGCAAGAAGACCCCGGUGCAGCAAGAGAAGAAGAAGCGGCGAGACAGCAGCGAGGAGUCGGAGAGCUCUGAGGACAGCGACAUCGAGGGCAGGGCCGACUCCGCCCUUUUCAUGGUGAAAAAGAGAACCCCACCAAAGCGGGGGGGUGGCCGGGGGUCCGGAGGCAGCUCCAGAACAGGCAGCCGGCCUGGGACCCCGUCCAUCGAUGCGGCGUCCACAUCCAGCACGCUCCGUGCGGCCGCCACCAAGCUCGAGCAAGGCAAACGGCAGACAGCGCCGCCUAGUUCUGACACCCCGCCAGCCAAGAGGCUGAAGAUGGUGUCAAACCCCCAGAGCCCUGCGGAGAAGAGCGUCCAGCAGACGGCGUCUGGGAAGUCCACGCCCAGCUCGAGUGACGUGCAGCUGACGGAAGAAGCCGUACGCCGUUACCUCAUCCGCAAGCCCAUGACCACCAAGGACCUGCUGAAGAAGUUCCAGACCAAGCGCACGGGACUCAGCAGCGAGCAGACGGUCAACGUGCUGGCGCAGAUCCUGAAGAGGCUCAACCCCGAGCGGAAGAACAUCAACGACAAGAUGCACUUCUACCUCACCGAGUAGCCGGGGGGGGGAGGGGUCAAACAGGAGGGCUGGGAGGUCUAUAAGACAGUCUGAAGCCGUACGUCAGUGUACAAAAACGGUACCUGUCUGCUGUGAUGGGCCUUUUAUUUUAUUUUGUAAAUCCUACCUUUCUUCCCACUGAGGUGUGACAGCAGAGCCGCCGCCAUUUUCCUUUCACUGUGUCCCUGUUCUCUAAACUCCGCCCUGUACACUUUGCUAGUUUGUAAUAAAAUAAAUCUCUCUGG
Molecule: messenger RNA, 2123 nt
Organism: Brienomyrus brachyistius
Lineage: Eukaryota; Metazoa; Chordata; Actinopteri; Osteoglossiformes; Mormyridae
Gene: gtf2f1
Product: general transcription factor IIF, polypeptide 1
Exons: 14
Coding region: 274-1878 (534 amino acids)
Biological process (GO): positive regulation of transcription elongation by RNA polymerase II; transcription initiation at RNA polymerase II promoter
Cellular component (GO): transcription factor TFIIF complex; nucleus
Molecular function (GO): RNA polymerase II general transcription initiation factor activity; DNA binding; TFIIF-class transcription factor complex binding
Source: RefSeq, a predicted model, not a curated record